CUGAGGGGUUCCGUGUGCCCAUCGCAUAUACGUGAUACGUGUGACGUCAUCGUUGCGUCAAGCAUGCGCAAAAAAAUCCGGCCGUCUAACAAUACUGUCGCACAUGUUAGAUAGCCUGCACAUGUUACGUUGUCAGGGUAUACUGAAACGCGUUACUUCGCAAUUCAUACCAAUCAACAGAUCUGUGUUGGAGCAGCUUAACACGUUUGCAAAAGUUUUUCAAAAUAUGUACACAAUUGUUGAGAAGGGUGCGCUCAACAGCACAGACUACAGGAUAUUUUUCAAAAAUGAUCUAGGAGUACCAAUCUCGCCCAUGCAUGACAUUCCUCUUUAUGCAGAUGAAAAGAAUAAAAUAAUGAAUAUGAUUGUUGAAAUACCUAGAUGGACAAAUGCUAAAAUGGAGAUCUGUCUGAAAGAAACUUUGAAUCCUAUCAAGCAAGAUGUUAAGAAUGGUAAAUUAAGAUUUGUUGCUAAUUGCUUUCCUCAUCAUGGAUAUAUAUGGAAUUAUGGAGCUUUACCACAGACAUGGGAAAAUCCUGAAGUUUUGGAUGAAGCAACAGGUUGCAAAGGUGACAAUGAUCCUAUUGAUGUUCUCGAAAUAGGUUAUAGGGUUGCAAAGCGAGGUGAAGUAUUAAAAGUAAAAAUUCUUGGAACAGUAGCACUCAUUGACGAAGGUGAGACUGAUUGGAAGAUUAUUGUAAUUGAUGUUAAUGAUCCUUUGGCAAACCAAAUGAAUGAUGUAAAUGAUAUCGAGAAACAUUGUCCAGGUUUACUAAAAGCCACGAUUGAAUGGUUUAAGAUAUAUAAAAUCCCAGAUGGAAAGCCGGAAAAUCAAUUUGCAUUUAAUGGUGAAGCAAAACCACGAGAUUUUGCACUGCACAUUAUUGAUGAAGUGCAUCAACAUUGGCAAAAUUUAGUAAAACAGGAAGCAUCAACUGGAAUAAUAUGUUCUAAUGUAACAGUGGAGGAUAGUCCUUUUAAGAUUACCACAGAAGUUGCUAAAGAGACUUUAGGAAAAGAAUUUGAGUUAGUAGAACCUCAAUCUGUAGAACCGAUAGUCGAUAAAUGGCAUUAUAUACAUCUUAAAUGAAGAUAAGGUGAAAAUGUCUUUAUUUACAUAUAAUCAACUAUAUCGAAUUGGCAUCUAUUUUGUUCAUAUUCAACAUGGAGUUUUGCCCAAUCAUUUUCAAGUUUUAUGACAUUAUAAUAUCGAUAUUUUAUUUAAAUAUAAAUCUCAAAUAGCAUUUAAGUAAUUUGUGAUAUAUGUGCGAUACAAUAACAAAGAUUCAAUUUCU
Camponotus floridanus (Florida carpenter ant) is the source of this 1295-nucleotide messenger RNA. RefSeq names its product inorganic pyrophosphatase (gene Nurf-38). NCBI's taxonomy places the organism in Eukaryota, Metazoa, Arthropoda, Insecta, Hymenoptera, Formicidae. Bases 104 to 1090 code for a protein of 328 amino acids. The transcript has 8 exons. The record is from RefSeq and is a predicted model, not a curated record. Gene Ontology annotation, cellular component: cytoplasm. Gene Ontology annotation, molecular function: magnesium ion binding; inorganic diphosphate phosphatase activity. Gene Ontology annotation, biological process: phosphate-containing compound metabolic process.